CCCGUGAUGAGAUUGAGAGCCCUUUGAAGCCGCCCAGCGUUGCCAGCCCUCGAUGCGCUUUUGUCCAAGGUGCUCGCUCCUUGCCUACUGACCACUACAGCCCCUUGCAUUACUGAGCCCCUUUCUCUGCCACCUUUAGCAGACUGGACCAGGUGCACAGAUCAUCUAGUCAAGGUCAUCCGAUGGCCCUAACAAUCGACGUAACCAACGGAACGUCAGCCUCCGCAGCUGCUGUGACCCCUCACCACGCUACCAAGGGUAAGGACCGAGAAUCAGAGGCGGUGCACCGCAGCCCGCGCACCGCAGCAGGCGAUGCAACGCCUGCAAAAAGGGCAUGGCAAGCCAGGUCGUCUCAUUACAGUUCUGGUGCAGAUGAGUGGGAAGAAGAAUACGAGCAAGGUGAUGACCAAGAAGCGGGAGCGGGAAAGGAGCGAUGGUUCAAGGAGUUCGACAGGCAGUGGAACGAGUCGCGUGCCUCGUCAUUGGGUCGGGCCUCGAGAGAGUCAAAACCCCCCAUCAUCGACGUCGACGCCCGAGACGACGCUGAAGGAGGUUCAGCUAGUCGCACCAGCAGCCGUCUUCGCCCUCAUCCAGCCGACUGGCGCGUCAGCGGCAUGCUAGGAAAGGCCAACAGCAGCACGACUUUAGGUCGAGAAGCUCGAGAUCCCAUCCAUGGCUACCUCAACUUCACCGCCAGUCGUGGUGGAGCUGUGCGCACCUUCGCGCUGCCUCCCUCAUCCAUUGAUGGGCUCACAUACGAGACCCUCGCUCGCAUCCUCGACUUGGAGCGUAGCCUAGAGGACUCAUCAUGGGGUCUCCCUGGCAGCGGCAACAGUGCCCGGCGCAAGGGCAAGCGCUCCUCAAGUUCGACCAACUUCUUUGGCUCAAGCAGCCGAUCUCGCACCUCUCAUCUUCCAACUCUAUAUAUAGAGCAUACUGUGGACCCCUCCAUCCUCGCCACCGGCUCCAAGCGGACACCACGGCCGUACAGCAAGUGGUCUCCCCUCACCCCGUGGCCUCAUCCCAACGAAUCAUUACAAGGUUUCCUGAUGGCAGACUUCUUCCGGCGACAAGUCACCAAGGGGGCAUGGGUCCACCUCACCAUCAAGGAGAAGGGGGAGCCCCCACCAAAGGAUAGUGAGGCAUUCGGACCAAGUGGAGUGGCGAGGAUUGGCAAGGGGCUGAGCAGAUUGAGUUGGGGAUUGGGGAGCCUGUUUGGUGGGCUGGACUCGCCUGCAUCGCCGCGCGAGGAGCCCGCGAGGAGGCAGCAGUACCUCCAGCUCAAGGACAAUUUGUUAGACAGCUCCGAGGAGGGGACGGACGAUUCGAAGAUGACGGGCAGGCAAGCGAGGGCUGCCGUAGACAGAGAUGUGAAAGGCGAGAAACAGCGCGAGCCGGGACCCGUGAGGAGGUGGCUGCGCUCUGUCUUCCGUUUGGGAGCCAAGUCCGAGACGAAGAAGCCAGAUCAAGCUGCGCAAAGUCCGGAGGUUGGCAGCACCCGCCCAUUGCUACCUCAAGCCAGUGAGCAAGACGCCCCAGUGCUGGACAUCAAUGCCAUCACUGCAGGUGCAGCUGCUGCUGCGGCUAACCCUCAGGCCAACCCCGAGCCAAUCGAUCCUUUCCGCGACCCUACUCCACAACCACAACCUCAGGCCCCUCAGCACCUACACCGCACCUCUGCGCGCUCCAGCUCCAUCCGUCAAACCUAUAGAGAAAGCAAGCAGCGUCUCCUCACCCGCAGCGAUCCCGGCGAGACGGCCCGACCUAAGAUCAAACAACGUCUCACCUCGCUCCGCGCAGCCAUCGUCACUCCUCUUGCCUUGGCCCUCAACAUGCGCUUGCCUCAUUCCUCCUCAACGGGCAGCAGCCAAGACGAAGAUGACGCCUUCAACAGACGCGAGCGGGAGCGGCUGAGGAAGCGCACUUGGAUGACACCGCCGACCGUGGAGGAUGAAGAGGACGGGAGAGGGAAAGGCAAGCGCAAGUCAUUGGGCAAGUACGUCUCCUUCCGGUCCCUAGCCAGUAUGACCUCAUCUCCAAAGCACCACACGCCGCCAGAUGUGGCCAACGCACCACUGCGGGCGGCACCACGAUCGGCCAUGGUGACGCCUGCCCCGCUUGCCUAUGAGCCUCGACGUGGCAAGCUUAUUGAAAGGACAGACUUAUCCACAAGUGGCCUUAGGGCGAGCGUUCCCUUGCCUCCGCAGCCUUUUGAAGGCUUUCGCAGCUCAAAUCCCCAGGAAUGGCAGGCACUGAACCGCUUGACCGCUCUCGAUGGAGGACCAUUUCCGCCAGUGGCGCCGCUCAUACCUGGACUUCCUGGUCCUACAUCCUCCAGCCCGAAGGCCGGCAACAGCAGUGGUAAGGGUAACGGACAGGCAGAAAUGCUGUUGGGCCAAGGUAGCGCGGAUUCGAAACACACGCCCCUCAACAGCACAUUGGAGAUACUGGAUGUACCAGACCAUGUUCAGGCGCAAAGUGGUGCGCGGCAUCUAGAGGACGUGGAGCACACCGACGACGAAGAGGAUCUUGCCCUCUCCUCCAGCGGAGGGCCGAGGGAGGGGGAGAAGCAUUCUAUUCUAGGACACUCGACGAGGCCUACCGCAGUAGGGGCGGCGUCAUCCUCGAAUCUUUCUCCGCUCGCUUCUGAGGAGCUCCGAGGGAGCGUGGGCACAGAGGGAAGAGCGAAGGGCAAGGGGAAGGGCAAAGAGAAGAAGAAGAAGAAACCUUCCGCUUGGAAGAGGCGUUUCGGCGGAGAGAGGGAGAGGGACAGCCGAGGCAAGUUGAGUGAGGGAGAGAAUGACGAGGAUGGCCAACGUCAAGUCCAAGAAGCCGCCCGCGCUCCUCUCGCAACGCCUUCACGAGCAGAAAAUGGGGCUCUUGGUAGCGACGUCAGCGUGAAGGCGCCCAUCAAUAGCAGGGGCAAGGGAUCAAUCGACACUCCUUCCCGUCACAGUAGCCUGCGUCGUCACGACCGAGAGCAUGCAAAGGAAAGAGAGCGCAGCCGCAGCGCAAGUCGUGGUGGUGCUACUGCUACACCUGCGGGCGGGGCAGCGAUGGGAGAAGGUGGCGGAGCAGAGCUCGUCCGCAGUGCGGAGGAUGCCACCAAAGGGUUCAUGAGGAGAGCUUGGGAAUGAGAGAUGGGUCGUGAUGUCUGAGCGCUACUUUCCCUCUUGCUCUUUAUCGUCUCGUCAACGAUGCUCGAUACCCUGUAAGCAUCUCAUCGUCGUAAUGUUCACAUUGUGCUUUGACUCAGACUAUC
Messenger RNA from Jaminaea rosea, 3262 nucleotides. RefSeq lists its product as hypothetical. The record is from RefSeq and is a predicted model, not a curated record. Lineage: Eukaryota; Fungi; Basidiomycota; Exobasidiomycetes; Microstromatales. Bases 183 to 3137 code for a protein of 984 amino acids. The transcript has a single exon.